Messenger RNA from Ilex paraguariensis (yerba mate), 2100 nucleotides. The record is from the annotation of a GenBank genome assembly. Lineage: Eukaryota; Viridiplantae; Streptophyta; Magnoliopsida; Aquifoliales; Aquifoliaceae.
AUGGAAACUGUCGAAAGAAGACCGUUUUAUCUAUACAGUAAGUCCCAAAUCACAAGAAACUUUGAGGCUUACAGGGAGGCUUUGGAGGGCUUGAAUUCGAUAAUCGGGUACGCGAUUAAAGCUAAUAAUAAUUUCAAGAUUUUAGAGCAUUUGAGGAGGUUGGGUUGUGGCGCUGUGUUGGUCAGUCGUAACGAACUUAGAUUGGCCCUUCGUGCCGGGUUCAAUCCCACUAGGUGUAUCUUUAAUGGAAAUGGAAAGACCUUGGAGGAACUAGUGCUGGCUGCCCAAGAAGGGGUCUUUAUUAAUAUUGAUAGCGAAUUUGAUUUGGAUAAUAUCAUAGCUGCUGCACGAAUUGCAGGGAAGAAGGUUAAUGUACUUCUUCGUAUCAAUCCAGAUGUGGAUCCUCAGGAGGCGUUGGAGGGCUUGAAUUUGAUAAUCGGGUACGCGGUUAAAGCUAAUAAUAAUUUCAAGAUUUUAGAGCAUUUGAGGAGGUUGGGUUGUGGCGCUGUGUUGGUCAGUCGUAACGAACUUAGAUUGGCCCUUCGUGCCGGGUUCAAUCCCACUAGGUGUAUCUUUAAUGGAAAUGGAAAGACGUUGGAGGAACUAGUGCUGGCUGCCCAAGAAGGGGUCUUUAUUAAUAUUGAUAGCGAAUUUGAUUUGGAUAAUAUCAUAGCUGCUGCACGAAUUGCAGGGAAGAAGGUUAAUGUACUUCUUCGUAUCAAUCCAGAUGUGGAUCCUCAGGUUCAUCCUUAUGUUGCCACCGGUAACAAGAACUCCAAAUUUGGUAUCAGAAAUGAGAAGUUGCAAUGGUUUCUAGAUGCUGUGAAGGCAUAUUCCAAUGAAUUGAAACUUGUGGGGGCCCAUUGCCAUCUUGGUUCUACCAUUACCAAGGUAGACAUUUUCAAAGAUGCUGCAGUAAUAAUGGUGAACUACAUCGACCAAAUUCGAGCCCAAGGCUUUGAAAUUGAUUACUUAAACAUUGGAGGUGGUCUGGGGAUUGAUUAUUAUCAUACUGAAGCUAUCCUUCCCACCCCCAGAGAUCUUAUUGACACAGUAGACAUUUUCAAAGAUGCUGCAGUAAUAAUGGUGAACUACAUCGACCAAAUUCGAGCCCAAGGCUUUGAAAUUGAUUACUUAAACAUUGGAGGUGGUCUGGGGAUUGAUUAUUAUCAUACUGAAGCUAUCCUUCCCACCCCCAGAGAUCUUAUUGACACAGUAGACAUUUUCAAAGAUGCUGCAGUAAUAAUGGUGAACUACAUCGACCAAAUUCGAGCCCAAGGCUUUGAAAUUGAUUACUUAAACAUUGGAGGUGGUCUGGGGAUUGAUUAUUAUCAUACUGAAGCUAUCCUUCCCACCCCCAGAGAUCUUAUUGACACACUAGCCUCAUUCUGCACUACCUUUGUAGUGGAGGGUUCCUUGAUAUACCAAGGACAGUCUACUGACUUUGUGAUGUCUGGAGAUGUGAUCAUUAACAGAAGUGCUUAUAUGGCUUUUGAAUUCUUGCCUCCUAAUGGGGUUAGAGAGCUGGUGCUUUCACGUAAUCUCAAUCUCAUCAUAGAACCUGGGAGAUCGCUUAUUGCAAAUACUUGUNGCAGCAUUGGUACUUUGGACGAUGUGAAGGUUAGAGAGCUGGUGCUUUCACGUAAUCUCAAUCUCAUCAUAGAACCUGGGAGAUCGCUUAUUGCAAAUACUUGUUGCUUAGUUAAUCGUGUCAUUGGAGUGAAAACAAAUGGGACAAAAAAUUUCAUUGUGAUCGAUGGCAGCAUGUCAGAACUUAUCCGCCCUAGUCUCUAUGGUGCUUAUCAACACAUAGAGCUGGUUUCUCCUUUACAACCUGAUGCUGAGAUUUCUAAUUUUGAUGUUGUGGGUCCGGUCUGCGAGUCGGCAGAUUUCCUGGGAAAGGAUAGGGAACUUCCAACACCUCCUAGGGGUACCGGCUUGGUGGUUCACGAUGCUGGCGCUUACUGCAUGAGUAUGGCAUCAACUUACAAUCUCAAGAUGCGUCCACCAGAGUAUUGGGUUGAAGAAGAUGGAUCAAUCUCCAAAAUCCGGCAUGGGGAAACAUUUGAAGACCAUAUGAGAUUCUUUGAGGGUCUUUAG